UGUGUGUGUGUGUGUGUGUGUUUAUCUGUAUGUGUCAUGGAAAGCUCAGGAAUUUCCAAGCUCAUGUGAGGAACCUUAAAAGAGCUCACAGUCGAAGGUUUCCCCAACUGCCACCUACACAGUAUACGCAUCUAAAGAAGAGGAAAAGGGGAACUGCUCACGGCUUCAGUCUCCUCCUUCAUCAUAUGUGCCUAUAUCUAGGCAUGUCUUCAUCACUCUCUCUCUCUCUCCCUCAAGUGCUCUGUCACCACUUUUUCAGUCUAAUCCUUACCUUCACCAUGAUGACCUUCAAAAUCCAGUGUGCCAUAGGUUUCAGCGUGUGGCUUAUCCUGCACUGUGGACUUGCCCCUGCUGGUGCAGUGCCCCUGAAAGCUGGUUGUGAGGUGAUUGGUGAAGAGCUUGAGGAUUUCCACGCUCAGGGAGAAGCUAUGGCCAUCACAUUCCCGACUCUGGAAGCUAACAUUUGGUACAGGAAACUGCCUGUAGACAACAGCUCCACAUUCCAGUUGUUCCACAGCAAGCAUCAUGACCUCAGAAACCAGGGUCACAGGGUUGUGCAGAAGGGUCGGGCCCUCUGGCUCCUCCCUUCUCUGCCCUCAGACUCGGGAACGUACACCUAUGUGUUAAGCAGCGACACGUUCUGCCUUACUGGAAGCUUCACUGUGACCAUCUAUGAGAAAGGAAGAGAAGACAUGGAGAUGAUGUCACAUCCUGUUUCUGCAAAGCCAGACAAGGACCUGACCAUCGAAUGUCCACACACAAAUCAUUUCAACAGGCUGGAAAGUCCACGCUGGUUCAAGGGUUUUCAUGCUGGUGUCCCGUUGAUGAACGGGACUCAUUAUGAAAUAUUAUCAGGAAACGCUCUUACCAUCAGAAACGUUUCUGCAGAGGACGAGGGCCUGUACACCUGCUGGCUGACGGUGAUUUUCAACAAUGCACAAUACAACGUUAGCAGGACCUGGAAACUACAAGUGUUAUCUCCAGUCACCAGCGUACCCGAGUCACACACAGAACCCACCACCAAAUCACAAGACGUUACUCUGACAACUCCCAGCCUACAGCCCCCUUACAUAACCACUCCUGUAAACGGCUCUGUGAUUGAAAGUCGUCAUGGCUCCAGUUUGGUGAUACAGUGUGAGGCGUUUGUGGGCGACGGAUCACCCGACAUCACUGAGCUCACCUGGCUGGUGGACGGCCAAUUGGUGGACACCUCUUAUCUGCGUGGCCGAGCAUUUCAGGAAGCAAGGAGGGUGUCAGCUGGCCGUGUGGAGGCGCUGCUGUUCUUCCUGGAAGUGCAUGAGGAGGACACGAGGGCCAAGCUGAAGUGUGUCGCUCAAAACUUAUCAGGAAAACAGGAGGUUGUUAUACAAAUUAAACUGGAAGACUCCAUGCUGGCGUGGUUAGUGGUGGCUCCUGUUGCCUCCUGCUUCUUCAUGCUGGUGGUGUGUGUGUUCCUGCGUCUGCUGUGCCGCAAACAACACAAACACAAUGACUACAUCCUGGCUCGACAGAACAGCAUCUUUUAAAUGCCUUUUGUCUUUCCAACACACACAAUUUUACCCUUCCUCAGGGUUAGAUUAGUUUUUUUUUUAUACGUCAGUACGUGUAACAGAGCAUAAAUAGUGACUGCACAUAUAACACCAUGUAUAUAGUCUUCAAUAAAAAAAAGUA
Molecule: messenger RNA, 1671 nt
Organism: Pangasianodon hypophthalmus (striped catfish)
Lineage: Eukaryota; Metazoa; Chordata; Actinopteri; Siluriformes; Pangasiidae
Product: interleukin-1 receptor type 2
Exons: 10
Coding region: 30-1526 (498 amino acids)
Molecular function (GO): interleukin-1 receptor activity
Source: RefSeq, a predicted model, not a curated record